Messenger RNA from Marmota monax (woodchuck), 1179 nucleotides. RefSeq names its product transient receptor potential cation channel subfamily C member 7 (gene Trpc7). Gene Ontology annotation, cellular component: membrane; cation channel complex. Bases 1 to 756 code for a protein of 251 amino acids. NCBI's taxonomy places the organism in Eukaryota, Metazoa, Chordata, Mammalia, Rodentia, Sciuridae. The transcript is spliced from 6 exons. Gene Ontology annotation, biological process: regulation of cytosolic calcium ion concentration; calcium ion transmembrane transport; manganese ion transport. Gene Ontology annotation, molecular function: inositol 1,4,5 trisphosphate binding; store-operated calcium channel activity. The record is from RefSeq and is a predicted model, not a curated record.
AUGAAGCUGAUGGUUGAAGAAAGUUUUAAAACCUUAUUUUGGUCCAUAUUUGGCUUAUCUGAAGUGAUCUCGGUGGUGCUGAAAUAUGACCACAAAUUCAUCGAGAACAUCGGCUACGUUCUCUAUGGCGUUUAUAACGUCACCAUGGUGGUAGUGCUGCUCAACAUGCUCAUAGCCAUGAUCAACAACUCCUAUCAGGAAAUUGAGGAGGAUGCAGAUGUGGAAUGGAAAUUUGCCCGAGCAAAACUCUGGCUGUCUUACUUUGAUGAAGGAAGAACUCUACCUGCUCCUUUUAAUCUAGUGCCAAGUCCUAAAUCAUUUUAUUAUCUCAUAAUGAGAAUCAAGAUGUGCCUCAUAAAACUCUGCAAAUCUAAGGCCAAAAGCUGUGAAAAUGACCUUGAAAUGGGCAUGCUGAAUUCCAAAUUCAGGAAGACUCGUUACCAGGCUGGCAUGAGGAAUUCUGAAAACCUGACAGCAAAUAACACUUUCAGCAAGCCCACCAGAUACCAGAAAAUCAUGAAACGGCUCAUAAAAAGAUAUGUCCUGAAGGCCCAGGUGGACAGAGAGAAUGAUGAAGUCAAUGAAGGUGAAUUGAAAGAAAUCAAGCAGGAUAUCUCUAGCCUGCGCUAUGAGCUUCUUGAAGAGAAGUCCCAAGCUACUGGCGAGCUGGCUGACCUGAUCCAACAGCUCAGUGAGAAAUUUGGAAAGAACUUAAACAAAGACCACCUGAGGGUGAACAAGGGCAAGGACAUUUAGCAGCCCAGUGGGCAUCUGUGACUUCUACCAGCAUUCCAAGGCCAGGUUGGAUACCCUGGCCCCCAGCUCUGGUGGGGAGGGUCCUGGCCCACUCCUCUAGGACACAAGGGGAUCCACUGGCUCAGUCUCGAGCACAUCACUGACAUCUCCAGCCAGGAGCCUGGACCCAGAGUGGUUAUGAAACUAGGCUGCUGGGUAAGAAAAGUUACUCGGAAGAGUAGUGCCCUGACACAGGUGAGGCCUUUAGUCCAGCCUCAGUGAAAUACAUUCCUGUAGCCAGAGCAGGAAAAGGCCAUCUUGGAUGCACACGUGUGCCCUCCCAUGGCACAUGGGACUGCAGCUCUGGCUGUGUCCCGGGAAGUCAAACCUCCUCAUCCCAUGACCCCUUCUCACUGCCCCAUGCCACCCACAUACACAUCCAGC